GGUACAGUUCGGGUGAACACUUUGAAGCUCGAGCACCAUGAGGAUUCUGGUUGUGUUGGCAGUGCUGGGCGUGUGCUCCGCCUCCCUCCAGCAGGCCUACAACCACGGCUACAACUACGUCCAGCCUCGCUACGUCGGGCCCUUGGCAUCCACCGUCCCCGCCGGCGUCGACGGAACCAUCACUCCCGUGUCCGAUACCUACGAAGUGGCCGCCGCUCGUGGCGCCUUCUUCAGGGCCUACCAGGAUCAGCUGGCGACUGUCAACGCCCUCCGCUACGGCGCUCCCGCCACCCACCACGCCGUACACCACAGUGCGCCAGCUGUGCACCAGAAUGCACAAACUGUACAUCAUAAUACACCAGCUGUCCAUAACAGAGUGCCAGCUGUGCACCAUAAUGUAGAUUCUGUACAUCACAGUGCGCCAACUGUGCACCAUAAUGCACCAGCUGUGCAUCAUAAUGCACCAACUGUCCACAACAGAGCGCCAACUGUGCACCAUAAUGUAGCUGUGCACCACAGUGCGCCAGCUGUGCAUCAUAAUGCACCAGCUGCGCACCACAGAGCGCCAACUGUGCACCAUAAUGUAGCAGCUGUGAGCCAAAGCCUCCCAGCUGUCCCCGACCAGGUCCGUGACACCCCCGAAGUGUCGGCUGCAAAGGCUGAGUUCUUCCGCCUGUACAACCAGCAGGCGGCAGCAGCAGCCGCGGCGCCGGACCAUCACGCUGUCUCCCCCUACUGAAUUGUCACCAAACCUUCGAGCAGAUACAGCUAGGAUCAAAAGUUCGCAUUCAAAAUCCAAUCAAAUAAAGAAAGCAUUCUA
Messenger RNA from Penaeus indicus, 820 nucleotides. RefSeq names its product prespore vesicle protein-like. Lineage: Eukaryota; Metazoa; Arthropoda; Malacostraca; Decapoda; Penaeidae. The record is from RefSeq and is a predicted model, not a curated record. Bases 38 to 739 code for a protein of 233 amino acids. The transcript has 2 exons.